GAGUGCAUCAGUUGAGGAGAGUGCCUCAGAGAGAAAAUGUCUGUUGUCGAGUCACUGCUGCAGUUUUCCAGCACAGGUACAUUACUGGGAGCUUUGCUGUUGCUUCUGGGUUUGUAUUUGCUUUCCUCUGGAUCCGAAUCUCAGAAAGAAGGGAAAGAGCCACCGGGACCCAAACCACUGCCGCUGUUGGGGAACCUGCUGACCCUUGACCUCACGAGACCCUUUGACACAUUUUUUGAGCUCUCCAAAACCUACGGGAACAUAUUCCAAGUGUUUCUGGGUCCUAAAAAAACUGUGGUCCUAGUUGGAUACAAAACCGUCAGAGAAGCUCUUGUGAAUCAUGCAGAAGAGUUCGGAGACAGAGAUAUUGCACCUAGUUUCAGGAUAAUGAAUGACAAACAUGGGAUCAUCUUUUCCAAUGGAGAGAACUGGAAAGAAAUGCGACGCUUCGCUAUCAGCAACCUUCGCGACCUUGGGAUGGGCAAGAGAGGAAGUGAAGAGAAAAUCAUAGAGGAAAUUCAGUAUCUGAAAGCAGAGUUAGAUAAGUUUGAAGGGAAACCCUUCAACACGACACAGCCUGUGAACUACGCUGUGUCAAACAUCAUCUCGUCUAUCGUGUACGGCAGCAGAUUUGAAUACACAGACCCUCGAUUCACUGAAAUGGUCAACAGAGCAAAUGAGAAUGUUCACUUUGCUGGAUCGACUUCUAUGAUGAUUUAUAAUAUAUUUCCUUGGUUGGGUCCAAUCAUAAAAAACAAAAGGAUUAUUGUAAACAAUAUUGUGCAAAGUAGACAACAUAUGACUAAGUUGAUCAAUGGACUUCUGGAGACUCUGAAUCCACAUGACAGCAGAGGAUUUGUCGAAUCCUUUCUCAUCCGCAAACAGAGCGACGAGCAAUCAGGCAAGAAAGACUCAUACUUUCACCAGGACAAUCUUAUGAUGUCUGUGACAGAUCUGUUUGUUGCUGGUACUGACACCACAGGAAUGACUCUACGCUGGGGUUUGAUGUUUAUGGCCAAAUACCCUCAUAUACAGGAUCGAGUUCAGGAGGAGAUUGACAGAGUGAUCGGUGGACGUCAGCCAGUGGUGGAAGACAGAAAGAAAUUACCGUAUACAGAUGCUGUGAUUCAUGAAACCCAGAGACUGGCAAACAUAAUACCCUUGAAUCUCCCGCAUAUGACCAGCUGUGACGUUACCUUCAAUGGAUACUUCAUCAAGAAGGGCACCACUGUAGUUCCUCUGCUGACAUCUGUUUUGAAGGAUCCAAACGAAUGGGAAAAACCAAACAGCUUUUACCCAGAACACUUCCUUGAUGAGAAGGGCCAGUUUGUGAAGAGAGAUGCUUUCAUGCCCUUUUCUGCAGGACGCAGGAUGUGUCUUGGAGAGAGUUUGGCCAGGAUGGAGCUCUUCCUGUUCUUCACCUCGCUCCUUCAGAGCUACCGCUUCACAACUCCACCUGGAGUGUCUGGAGAUGAGCUGGAUCUCAAAGGAGUAGUCGGAUUGACUUUGAAUCCAUCUCCACACAAGCUGUGUGCGAUCAGACGCUCCUGAAUGAAGAAAAUACGUUAGAAAUUUCCCGGUUCCGCCUAAUGGUUCCGGUUCCAUUAAAAUCAUUAAACAACUAUUCAAAAAUAGUGGUAAGGAAAAAUGCACAAUACUCAGCUACUCAAUGCUCAAUACUGUUUAUUACUUAAUUACUUAAUUUAAAGGUUGGCAAUGUCAAAAUUCAACAUAUAUAUUUCAGUAUACGGAUCUUCAUAAGUAAGGUUGGGUAUGGUUCGAAAUUUUCCAGUUCUAAUUCCGGUUCCAUUUAAAUUAACUAUUAUUAUGUUUUUUUUUUACUAUUUUACCUUCAUGGAAUGUAGUAUUGCUGGAAGGUAGUAAGUAAUGUUGAGUAAUGCUAGUCCAUCAAUCAGCAUGUGCUU
Messenger RNA from Cyprinus carpio (common carp), 1925 nucleotides. Its product is annotated as cytochrome P450 2K1-like. The record is from RefSeq and is a predicted model, not a curated record. Gene Ontology annotation, cellular component: intracellular membrane-bounded organelle; cytoplasm. Gene Ontology annotation, biological process: xenobiotic metabolic process. Lineage: Eukaryota; Metazoa; Chordata; Actinopteri; Cypriniformes; Cyprinidae. Gene Ontology annotation, molecular function: iron ion binding; heme binding; oxidoreductase activity, acting on paired donors, with incorporation or reduction of molecular oxygen, reduced flavin or flavoprotein as one donor, and incorporation of one atom of oxygen.